UGUUAAGGGACCAAUCGCAUAGAAAUAUAGCCUUGGCUUUAACUCAAUGUUAUCUCUUCUUGCCGUCUCUCUCUCUCUCUCUCUCUCUCUCUGAACCCACUUGCUCGCCUCAGCUUUCGAAGUCGAUUGUAGUUUAAUUCUCUCAAAGCUUUAUAGGAAUGCUGCAGGGAAUCGCUAUGUCUUGAUUAUCUGGAUUUUGAUCUGUAGCAAAAUAUGAUUUUUUUCUUUUUGCUCGGACAGAAAUUAGUGUUGAAAGUCGAUGUCCAUGAUCAGAAAACCAUGACCAAGAUCAUUAAGACAACUUCUAAUCUGGCAGGGGUGGAUUCAAUAUCUGUUGACAGGAAGGAAAAUAAAAUGACGGUGAUAGCAGACGGAAUUGAUCCAGUGGUCGUAGUGUGCCGAUUGAGAAAGUUCUGUCACGCAGAAAUAAUUACAGUAGGACCAGCAAAAGAGCCUGAAAAGAAAAUAGAACCCAAGAAAGAAGAGCAGAAGCAGCAAGAAGAAGGUCAGAUGAGUAAAGAUGAAGAUCAAGUUAAAAAAGAUGAAAAUGCUUUUGCUGAGUUGAACAUGUCUAACCAGGCCAUUAUUGAUCCCUAUUUAGCUCUAACAGUUCCUGAGGAGGAUCGAAAUGCUUGUGUCCUUAUGUAAUCUGGCAGAUGUCAAAAGUGCUGGUAGAAGUCUGAAGGACAGAAGUUGACAUUGAAUUUAUAUCAUAUUAUUAAUGGAUUCUCUCCCUCAUGUAAAAUAUAUAUAAAUAUUUUUCAUUAACGUAUAAUUGUUGUGGUUUUGAUCUUCCU
Molecule: messenger RNA, 797 nt
Organism: Populus euphratica (Euphrates poplar)
Lineage: Eukaryota; Viridiplantae; Streptophyta; Magnoliopsida; Malpighiales; Salicaceae
Exons: 3
Coding region: 214-648 (144 amino acids)
Molecular function (GO): metal ion binding
Source: RefSeq, a predicted model, not a curated record